UGGUAAAAAUUUUGCAACAAUGGGGGCGUGGCCAUUUUAUGUAAAUAGGACCGUCUGUAUAAAUUCGAACAAAACGGCAGUUUCCCGAGUUCGCGCCCCGUAUAUCACUGCGUCGCGAAUGUUUACAACCGUCGGGCGAGCCAUCCAACCAUUUCUCGGUCGCUGAUUGGUUCCGUAGACCGUGGGAAAGCUUACGGAGAAAAUAAAGAAAAAGUCUAACCGCUGAUAGUGAUACGAAAUGGCCAAGACGUUAGUGCGAGUCGGCCCGCUGGCAUAAUUGUGCGUUGUGCCAUCCACUAUCGAUCACUAGUGUCUUGGACAAGACUAACUCUGACUCUGUGCCAAAUUCCAUGCUUGUAUCAUCAAAGGCACAAUCCCAUCAACUACAUGUCUCUGCCGUACUGAUAGUGUUUCUUUCGAACACACAUCAUUAUAAACAAAGUGCCUUCCAACAAGCUGGAUGUGUUAAAAUACUGUUUCGGUUUGGAUCGGCAGUCAAGUUGUUUCGAUCGUUUAUAAGGAAGUCGUUGUAAGCUAUCAGGCCACUUUGUCAGCAUGGAGGAUUCGCGGCAGGUUGUGCAGGCUAAAAGUCCGGCUUGGCCCAGAGCCUUGCUGGCUUCGUGGACACUUCUCGGCGUCUUCAAAGGACGACAGAUUGACGCCACCAAACCAUGCAUGUUGUGCAGCCCUGCAGGAUCCAACGGGGACAAAUUGGAUGAGGAUGCGCAAGCGCAACGUGACAAGGAAAUGGAUGAAAACGCCAACCUUCCCGUUAGGGACAACAUAACGACUGAAGAGAGUCUAGACAGUAGAUGUCCUGUGUGCUUGAGCCUUCUGUGGAAUGCAGAUGGAAUGGUGGUCAGCGAUUACACUGACGCAGUUCCACGAUGGGUGAACAAUCGUCUCGUUGGUUCCCUGUCGUUGCUGUUUGUUUCUCUGUACUUGGUGUGUUGCGUGGGAACCCUUGGUUGGUAUUUCUACGAGUUCUGGGGUGACCUUCGACAAGUCACACACUUUGUGUCGUUUCUGUCCUACGGUGGUAUCCUGCUAGGGGUCGCCUGGGUGUGCACGGCUUCCAAUGUCCUGCAGUAUGUCCGUCGGGCGCCAGGGAACAGUUGUCGCUGGUACAACGUGCUCCACGCUGAUUACAUUGCACGUCGGCUGCGAUGCUUGACUGGUCGUAAGUUCCGGUUACCAGCGUCGAUGUUCCUCACUCUGAGUAUAUUAUGGGCGGUCGUGAAUGUCGCUUUUCAAGUGGUCAGUUUGGUUCAAUUUCUCAAUUCUGGUAAUUUGAAACCUGAGAAGAUGAGCUCGAAUACGACCUGUCCAACUGUAGUUCCUCAGACCGCCGAAUACGCUGUUUUUGUGUUCGUGAAGACAUUUUUGGGCAUGGUCAUAGCGGCAAUCGGUCUGCCGAUCUACGCAGCCUUUUGGCACUACGUUCUGGUUAUGCGGAAAGGUCUUACAGCUGAACUGAACCUGGUAUUGGUGUUCGUCAAGAACAACGAAGGAAGGGUAGACUGGUGUCGGCGCCGAGUGGUUGAGAUCCACCGUGAAGUGAGUCUGCUCCGCCGCAUCUUGGUACGCCUCAUGCCGUUCAUUGUGGCUACGGGAGUCUUGGGCUUGACUGUGCACAUCAGUUGGAACUACAAUGUGUACAGUGACAGCGAGCACGAGAAAUGCCAGAAGAAUCUGGCCAAAGACAAUCUCAUCAUCAACAUCUUCAUCUUCAGUGAGAAAUUCAUGGUCUUGUUCCUGCCUCUCCUAGCGGUCGGUGGCCUCAACAUAGACCACAUCUGGCAGCAGUUCACAUACGCCCUCUCGCGGCUGAAGAACAGCGAUCACGAGGAAUUCUGGGAUCGCUUGAUGCACUUCACCAAGGAACUUGACCCGGAGCAUAAAGACAUCGAUUUGACGGUCGUCUUAGCAGUCGUCAGUUUGUAUCUUGGCCGCAAUUUGACUGGACAGCAACUCGAUUACACCAAGAGUGGCGCGUGAGGAACUGAAUCAAGACUUGAAAGUAGACUAAACGAACAUUAGGCAGUGGCCGUGUAGACUAUAAAUUAUAUAAGGACCGUAAGCUUCAGCUUGAACCAAUAAUAGUUAUGCUAGAUUUGUAAAUAAAGUUACUACCUGUUUUCACAUGCAACAUAGAGGGCGCUUUGUAAAAGAAAUAGAGGGCGCUUUCUAAAAGAAACAGUACAUUUUGAUGAGUUGAUAGUAUUUCACUGACGAAGUAUACUCAUGCUCUCACAUUUUAGUCUACCAGUUAUUUUCUUGCUUUUAGUUACAAAACUUCCUUCUUCGAAGGCCAAAUGAAGUUAAUUUCUACUUGAAGCAUGUAUAUAAAUUAAUCGACAAAAUUGUAUCGUGUUUUUAAUACGGAAUAGACAAUUGAAAACAUUGAGGUGAAUCGGCCAGUGCCAUAUAUUGUAAUAUUUUGGCAACCUCAAAAUCAAGGCAGAAGGAAAUCCGAUUUUAUUUUGGAAAUGAAAAGGGAACAAAAGUGUAAAUGAAAAUCACGUAAUUAGAAAGUACGUUUUUGUUGAUUUGUAAAUAUUUGUAACAUAAAAAUUAAUUGAUUAAUGUGUGAUUAUUAGACUUUUUAUCAUUAUAUUAUUUUAUCAUCAUUUUAUAUUAUAGUUUGAUGGCAGUGAUGUAGACUACGCAUUAUAAGUUGUAUACCUGGCAUAUCUUGUAUCUCAUGUGAAUUAUGAUAACCAAGCGGAGUUGAUAACAAUGAAGAAUAUUAUUGUAAAGACAGUUUUUAAUCGAUCCCACUUUAUAAGCCAUUUGUACGAUACAUGUGUUUAACUUCAUUUUAGAUAAUCGCUCGAUAUUAAGGUGUAACGUAAUUUAAGUUAUUUGACAAUGUUAAUAGUAAUUGCUUUGACACCAUCGCUCGGCUCUCAUUGCUCAUGCACCUAACAGUGUAAACCUUCAAUGGGCCUUAUUCACAAGUCGGCCAUAUUGGAUUGAGAGUGAUGUAAAAUCUUCAUUUUUGGAACUUGUGUAGAGAAAUAAAAGCUAUGACGUUACAAAUAAAA
Messenger RNA from Patiria miniata (bat star), 3047 nucleotides. RefSeq lists its product as uncharacterized. The coding region runs from base 556 to 1998 and encodes 480 amino acids. The transcript is spliced from 3 exons. The record is from RefSeq and is a predicted model, not a curated record. Lineage: Eukaryota; Metazoa; Echinodermata; Asteroidea; Valvatida; Asterinidae.